AUUCAAAACUUGAUUUUAUGCACAUUCAAAAAGUCGACUUCAUCGAUAUUCGUGUGAAGUUAUCUUGUAGGAUAACUUUCUGGGUUAAUGUUUUUCGCUGCCUUUUCCCCUUGGUUCGUACGUUAUUAUGUUAGAACUAGCCAAUGCAGGAGUUGCAGACUACAUACAUACAUACAUACAUACAUAUCGUUUGAUUUUCACUGCCUUCUAUAUUGGACUUGUUUGAUCUGGAUAUUUCAAUGGGCCAAAGGCCCAUCAAACUGACAUAGAAAGCGGUAGAAGGAGAUGAAUGAACAAUCAUGGCCCAUGGGCUCGAUUUAUUUACAUUUAUUUUUUUAUUUAUUUAAUAUCUGUUUAUUAUCCAUCUUUUGUGGAGUGGAUAGCUAUUUAGUUCUGUUUAGUACAUGUAAAUCCUGAAUUGGAUUAUGUAGUUGAAAGUCUUUAGAUAACCAAGGAGAUAAUUAGAUAAUUUUAAUUUUAAUAAAAUACCCAUAAAAUGAUCUUCUUGAUCAAUGGUUGCUGUUCAAUUGUUCAGUUCAAAUAUUCAAAUCGCCCAUAUCCAACGGCUAUAAUAUGCUUUCGUGAGAUAAUCUUUCAAAAACCUAGUUGAGCUAUCCAAGGAAACAAACACUAGCUUAGUGUGCUAAAAGGGAUUUUUGUUUUCAUGCAAUUCAUAUUUUCUAGAUCCGUAUACGCAUCAAUCGUGGGUUUCUGUUACAAUCUCAACAUUUUAGGGUUCUGAAGAAUCUCAUUGCGGUUAAUCAGAUAAUAAACUGACAGUACUGAACUUGGUGAGCAUCAUCAAUUAACUCUAAACAAAGAAGUAGAGAAACGAUGGAGAAGGUUCAGAAGCAAGAACCAUCUGAUGAGAAAGCUGAACAGCUCAAUAAUUGGCUGCCAGUCACCAAAUCAAGGAAUGCAAAGUGGUGGUACUCUGCUUUCCACAAUAUCACUGCCAUGGUUGGUGCUGGUGUGCUUGGUCUUCCUUAUGCCAUGUCCGAACUUGGAUGGGGUCCUGGUGCUGCAGUGAUGAUUCUGUCAUGGAUCAUAACACUAUACACAUUAUGGCAAAUGGUGGAGAUGCACGAGAUAGUGCCCGGAAAGAGGUUUGAUAGGUACCAUGAGUUGGGGCAGCAUGCUUUUGGGGAAAAGCUUGGGCUUUGGAUUGUGGUACCCCAGCAACUGAUGGUGGAAGUUGGUGUCAAUAUAGUAUACAUGAUCACAGGUGGAAAAUCUUUGAAGAAAUUCCAUGACACAGUUUGUCCUGACUGCAAACAGAUCAAAUUAUCUUACUUCAUCGUGAUCUUUGGAUCAGUUCACUGUGUUCUGUCUCAUCUUCCCAGUUACAAUUCUGCUGCUUGUGUCUCUCUUGCCGCUGCUGUCAUGUCAUUGAGCUACUCAACCAUUGCUUGGGUAGCUUCCCUACAUAAGGGGGUACAACCAGAUGUGCAUUAUACCCCCAGGGCCUCGACGAAGACGGGAAAUAUGUUCGAUUUCUUCAGUGCAUUGGGUGAUGUUGCUUUUGCCUAUGCCGGGCAUAACGUGGUCUUGGAGAUUCAGGCCACUAUUCCUUCAACACCUGAUAAGCCAUCCAAGAAACCAAUGUGGAAAGGGGUGGUGGUUGCUUAUAUCGUUGUGGCUUUGUGCUAUUUCCCGGUUUCUUUUAUAGGUUAUUGGACUUUCGGAAAUUCUGUAGAAGACAAUAUCCUCAUAUCACUCGAGAAACCCCGCUGGCUCAUCGCAGCUGCCAACUUGUUCGUCGUCGUUCAUGUCAUAGGAAGUUACCAAGUGUUUGCAAUUCCAGUGUUCGACAUGGUGGAGUCAUUUCUAGUCAUGAAAAUGAAAUUCAAACCGUGUUUUAUUCUUCGUUUCUUUACACGCAGCGGAUAUGUUGCAUUGACAAUGUUCCUUGCAAUUACAUUCCCAUUUUUUGGUGGGCUUCUCAGUUUCUUUGGAGGCUUUGCUUUUGCCCCAACUACAUAUUAUCUCCCUUGUAUCAUAUGGCUCGCUGUCCACAAGCCAAAAAGGUUUAGCUUGUCUUGGUGCACAAACUGGGCCUGUAUUGCAGUCGGUGUGACAUUGAUGAUUUUAGCCCCAAUUGGUGCAUUGAGGCAGAUCAUACUCCAAGCCAAGGACUUCAACUUUUACUCUUGAUCUUCUCCGGACAGACGACCGGAGGCUAAGGCCGCAAAAUGCUUUCUCAAACAAAUACUAUUAUGCAGGGCAUGGAAUUUAUAAUGUCCCUGUGUAACUGUGUGGAUUUACUUUUCAUGCCUUUUAAAUGUUGGACUAGUUAGGAUGUUUUGUUUGGUUCUUUAGUUGUACAGGGCCUUGGAUGUUUUAAGAGCCUUAUUGUGCUCGAGUUUUUCUAAUGUGUCUUUCUUCAAACAGAGUAUAUAUGGUAUAGCUUUGCAAAAAAAAUGAGCCCUCCAUUAUAUGAACUAGUGAAUCUUUUGUUGCAAAA
Molecule: messenger RNA, 2464 nt
Organism: Tripterygium wilfordii
Lineage: Eukaryota; Viridiplantae; Streptophyta; Magnoliopsida; Celastrales; Celastraceae
Product: lysine histidine transporter 2-like
Exons: 7
Coding region: 835-2154 (439 amino acids)
Cellular component (GO): plasma membrane
Source: RefSeq, a predicted model, not a curated record